AUGGUGAGUAAAGCGCUCGUUUCGAAACUUGCGGGCUUCUCGUCGUGCGAGGUGGCCGAUGCCCUGAUCAAGCUCAAGCUGCCGCACGGCGGCUAUCUUCCCGGCAUCGACAUGUACUCGCCGCAGUUCAUGAGCGGCCAGACCUCGAUUUGCGGCCCCGCUUUCACCGUCCAGAUGGUCGACCAGCGCGAUACGAAUGCACCGAAACCACCCACGCACUUUGUAGACGCAGCCGAGCCCGAGUCUGUCAUGCUGAUCAGCACGCCGCCGACGACGCGCUCUGCCAUCUGGGGCGGGCUCAUGACGGCGCGCGCGCAGAGUCUCGGCGUCCGCGGCGUCGUCCUCGACGGCCGCUGCCGCGAUCUGGGCGAGCACCGUGCGAGUGCGUUUCCCGUCUUUGCGCGCGGCCACUCUAUUCUCGGCCAGUCGCCCUUCACACGCCCAUCGCAGCUCCAGAUCCCCCUCGAGAUCGCUGAUCCGAGCGUGCCGAUGGGCGCCGAUGGCAAGUCCGCCUUCCCUCCCGUUACUGUGUACCCCGGCGAUCUCCUGCUCGCCGAUGUGGACGGUGUAGUGAGCGUGCCGCAGGACUUGGUCGAACAGGUGGUCGAGCACGCCACGCAUGGGCGCGCAGUCGACGGUUUGUGCAUGCAAGAUCUGCGCGCAGGCCACGCCAUUCAGGCGACGUUUGCAGAGCGUCGUGGAAAAGCUAAACACUAG
Molecule: messenger RNA, 717 nt
Organism: Malassezia vespertilionis
Lineage: Eukaryota; Fungi; Basidiomycota; Malasseziomycetes; Malasseziales; Malasseziaceae
Exons: 2
Coding region: 1-717 (238 amino acids)
Source: RefSeq, a predicted model, not a curated record